This is a messenger RNA of Bombina bombina (fire-bellied toad), 8307 nucleotides long. It is a transcript of the gene LRRC32, whose product is annotated as leucine rich repeat containing 32. The coding region runs from base 142 to 2154 and encodes 670 amino acids. Lineage: Eukaryota; Metazoa; Chordata; Amphibia; Anura; Bombinatoridae. Gene Ontology annotation, cellular component: plasma membrane. Gene Ontology annotation, molecular function: protein binding. The record is from RefSeq and is a predicted model, not a curated record. The transcript has 3 exons.
CUUAGUUCCUGUUCAGAAGUUUCCAUUGACGCUUCUCCUAUAGGGACAGCAAGCAACAGUGAUGAAUGAAUUUAAGAAACUUACAAAAUUAUUUCUUCAAAGAUCCUGGAAAGAAACAAACUUCUAUUUUAGAUAAGAGCCAUGCGCCUAUACCUCAUACUGUUCCUGGCAGUGGUGAAUGAAGGAACCUCCUCCCAUCGACCCUUGGAAGAAUCUCCGUGUUUAAUGGAAAAUAUGACAGCAUUUUGUCAGGACAAAUCUCUUCAAGAAAUCCCCCUGGGACUUCACCCAAAUGUCAAAACACUUGACUUGUCUAAAAAUGAGCUUCAGAACAUCACAGAAUAUCCACUCGCAUUUUAUCUUUCUAUAGAGGCUCUUGAUUUAAGUGACAACAAAAUUAGCUUUGUUCAGCCAGGCGCAUUUACUUGCAUGUCUAACUUAAAGAGGAUACAUUUUUCCGGUAACUAUUUAGAUAGAUAUAUGCAAUAUAGAGUGUCUGGAAUUGGGUUAUUGCCCCAUGUACAAUACCUGGACCUGUCAAGAAACAGCCUGUAUACAGACAUGACUGGACACUUUUUAGAAGAAGCCCCAUCACUUCAGUAUUUGUUGUUACCAGACAACAGCAUAACAAUGAUAACACCAAAUACUUUUCAUGGAUCUCCACUGUUAAAAGAGGUGGAUCUUCAUAAUAAUAUUGUCAUGGACAUAGAAGAUGGAUCUUUUGAGCACUUAAAAUAUCUUACAAAGCUUAAUCUUGCUAUGAAUUCUAUCAGCUGUGUAUCCGAUUUUAACCUUCGACAGCUGCACAGUCUCAACUUGAGCAAAAACAGUAUUGAAAUGUUCUAUACAUCAGAUUCAGACGAGGAAUUUAAACUCGAAUAUCUCGAUCUGAGUGACAAUAAACUCUUUCGUUUUCCUGUUUUACCGAGGGUGAACAAUCUUGUUUCCAUAGAUUUAUCACAAAAUUUUAUACACUUUGGUGCAGAGACUUCUCAGGAUGAUAACGAGUGGCUGAAUGAUCCUUUCCAAAUGGAGAUUGAAAGUGAAAAAAUGAAAAAUGCAAGCACUGUAAUUUUACCAAAGCUUACCUAUUUAGAUUUAAGUUACAAUGAAAUAAAAUACAUACCAGAGGAUUUCUUUAUUACGUUACCAUCUCUUAGGUUUUUAAAUCUUAGCAGAAACUGUCUUGAGGUAUUUUCUGUUGACCAAACUGUAACAUUGAACUCAUUGGUCAUACUUGACUUAAGUGGCAAUACUCUACGGAAUAUAUCACUGUCACCAACUUCUUUUUAUAGUUUACAGCAACUAUACCUACAAAAUAACCUUUUACAGACUCUAGAGUCAACCAUUUUCCAAGGUUUAAGAAGCAUUUUGACGAUUGACCUCCAAAACAAUAAUAUAAGUCUUUGCAGCCCAAGUUUGGGUAUUGUAAAACAAAGAACUGAAGAAGAAGAUGGAUGUGUAUCCUUUUUCAACAUUCCUACACUACAACAUUUGAACCUUAGACAGAACAUGAUGCCGUACGUACCUCAAUUUGCAUUUAUGGGGACUUCAUUGGCUUUUCUUGAUCUGUCAAUGAACCAAGGACUUACAAUUAGACCAAAAGCUUUGUCAGGAUUGGAAAAUUAUCUUGAAAUGCUGCAUGUGGAAGAAAAUUCUCUACAAAUAUUGAAUGUUGAUUUACAUUAUUUUGUUCAAAUGAAAUAUUUAAACCUCUCUGGAAACCAGUUGACAUGGCUACCAAUGUGGACGAAGGAUUGCAGCUUAGAAACACUUGAUUUAAGUCACAACAGUUUUAGUAAUUUGCAGCUUUGUAAUAUCCCUGUUUUGGAAAAGACUUUAAAAACACUCUCCUUACAUGGAAAUCCACUUAGCUGUUGUGAAAAUUAUUGGAUUACACAUAUGAUCCAAAGAUCUCUAGUAACUAUAAAAGCAUUGGAUUUAACAAUGUGCAACUACUCAAAAGGUUUAGAGAAUCAAAAGGAAACAUUAGUUGGACACAUCAGGUCUGAUAUCUGUGAAAAAGAAGACUUGAACAAAAUAAAUAUAAUAACCAUUUUAACUUUAGUGUUAGUAUUAUCAGUUAUUGUUAUCGGUCUGACCUCAUUCUGUUGUUAUCGAAGACAAAAAUUUAGUCAACAAUUUAAAGCUUAAACGGAAUGAUAUAUACAAUAUCAUAAAGUGAACUAUGUCUAUGAUGUUUUACCAGCUAGUACUGUGUACUUUUUUUUACCCUUUUAUUGUAAGAGAGAUUUACAGUGGACCACUCCAGUAAAGCUAAGGAGUUAAAGGGACAUAAGGUCAAAAUUAAACUUUCAUGAUUCAUAAAGAGCAUGACAUUCUAAAUUACCAAUUUUCUUCUACUAUUUCAUUUGCUAUAUUCUCUUGGUAUCAUUUGUUUAAAAGCAUACCUAUGUAAGCUCAAGAGCAGCCAAGCAGAACUGGAAGCAACCUGCUGAUUGAUGGCUUCACACAUAUGAUUCUUCUAAUUGGCCCACUACAUUUGCUCAGCUACCUCCCAGUAGUGCAUUGCUGUUCCCUCAAAAAAGAACACCAGGAUAAUAAAGCAAAUAUGAUUAUACAAGUAAAUGUAAAUCGUGAAAGAAAAAUGUGGAGUUUCAUGUCCCUUUAAAAUUAUAUUUCUGUGACUGCUGUUUUAAGUUAAAGGGACAUGGAAGUGCCAGAUAGAGGGUGCAGUUUAAAAAAUGUUCUAAUCUACUUCUAUUGUCAAGUUUACUUAUUUCUCAAUCCUUUGUUGAAGCCUCACUUCUUUCAAUUACAGAAUACCUAUAUAUGCUCAAGAGUGUGCACGUGUCUGCAACAGCAUAUGUAUUGUAUGCAUUGUAACACUGCUGCAAUAUAAUGCCGAAGGCACAUGCAUGCUUAAAAAGCCGACCUCAGUAUGCUGUCAUGGAAAGGAGACUAAUACAAUAGGAACAUUUGAUAGAAAAUUAAAUUGGAACUUUUUUUUUUUAUUUUGCCACCAAAAUCAUCACAUUUUACAUCUGCGUCUCAUGUCCCUUUAAUAAUCUGCAUAUGAGUCAUUUUUACGAUGAUUUUGAGAAGAAAUUUUAUAUAAAAGCCUGGAGACUAUAUUAUGAAGGAUUAUGGGUAUAUAUGUAAACAAACACAAAACUAGGGGAGAUCUUUAAAUAUGCGCUUAUUCCACUUCAUUAUAUUACAUUUACUAAGAAUUGUAUUUAAAUACUUUAGGCUAGAUUGGAUUGAAGCCAUAGGUGAGAUUACAAGUGGAGUGCAAAUAUUAACACACAAUCUGGCAUUACAAGUUGAUGGGUAAAUAUUUUAAUCAAAGCAUCUUAACAGAGCUAAAACUUUUUUUGAGUGUCUAUACUUUUAAUGGAUAGUGCAGGAGCACUAUUAGCGAGCUCAUUGUAUUACAAGUGAUAAAUUAAGUGUUGCACUCAAGUGCAAUCCAAAAUACCACAGUAAAACGUAUCGCCUUUUAAGACCAUCAGCUUUGCGCACCCACUGCUCAGCACACCAUUGGUUUAGCGCUUGAGCGUUAUCCAACAUGAAAUUUACUUUACGCCCCCCUAGAAGUCUAUUGCGUGAGAGAUUUAGCGCACUAACAUUAUCAGGCAUGAAGAUGUCAGCUCGCCCUUACUUUGUACUAACAUGAGCUCAAAAAUAAAGACUUUAUUAAUUGCGCUUGAGCAAUGUUAACGCACAAUAGUGUUCAUAUUUUUGCAUUCCACUUGUAAUCUAUCUCUUGGGGGCCCAUUUAUCAAAGGGCUUGCGGACCUGAUCCGACACUGCGGAUCAGGUCCGCAAGACCUCGCUAAAUGCGGAGAGCAAUACGCUCUCCACAUUUAACAUUGCACCAGCAGCUCACAAGAGCUGCUGGUGCAACGCCGCCCCCUGCUGACUCGCGGCCAAUCGGCCGCCAGCAGGGAGCUGUCAAUCAACCCGAUCGUAUUCGAUCGGGUUGAUUUCCGGCGGUUCCUGUCCGCCUGCUCAGAGCAGGCGGACAGGGUUAUGAAGCAGCGGUCUUUAGACCGCUGCUUCAUAACUUGUGUUUCUGGCGAGUCUGAAGACUCGCCAGAAACACGGCCCUUCAAGCUCCAUACGGAGCUUGAUAAAUGGGCCUGAUAAUGUUUAAAACCAUCAAAUUAAAGGGAAAGAAAUCAAUACUAGCAGCUUUCUCCUUAAAGCGUGCAACUAAUAGGCACAGCUAUUAAUGUCUAUGUGACAUGCAACCUGUAUUUAUUAACAACAACAAUGAUGUUGCUAUGAAAUUGUUUGCUGUCAUUAAAGGGACAUUAUACACUGUUUUUUUAUUUCCAUAAAUGUUUUGUAGAGGAUCUAUUUAUAUCGGCCAUAAAGUUUUUUUGUUUUUUUAAAUAGAUAGUUUUGCUUAUUUUAAAUAACAUUGCUCUGAUUGCCAGACUCCUAACCAAGCCCCAAAUAUUUAGGAGAAUACUGAUGUAUACCUACUCCAGCUUGCUCCUGUUUGUGUAAAGAGUCUUUUCAUAUGCAAAGUAAGGGGGAGGGGGGGGGAGUGUCUGAUAUUUCCCACUUGCAGUGGGUGUUCCAGUAACCUUUUAAACAGAGCUAAACUGGAAGCUUCUAAGAAAGUUUUUAAACUGUUUUAAUACUCUAUUUUUAUAUCAGUAUCUGUGUUUAUUAUUCUUUAUAGUAGUGUCUAUUACAUGCAGUUAUAUGGAAAUUGGUGUAUACUGUCCCUUUAAGCUGACUCUAACCUUUCUUUUCAUGCUGCUAUGAAGUCUUUAUUACCAGCUGCUGCACUUGAAAAAGGUGAGCAGAAGAAGGAGGAAUAUAUUUUAAGUCCUGUAUUAAAUGUUUUAAGAAAAUGAAAAUAAUUUUUUACAUGAAUAUUUUUAAUUCAGUUUUUUUCGGCCAUAUUGGUCAAUAUACACCAAGGGGCCGAUUUAUCAUCGGUCUGUCCUACAUGAUCCGCUGUCGCCAUUUAUCAUUGCACAAGCAGUUCUUGUGAACUGCUUGUGCAAUGCUGCCCCCUGCAGAUUUGCGGCCAAUCUGCCACUAGCAGGGGAUGUCAAUCAGCCCGAUCAUAUGAGAUUGGGCGGAUUGAUGUCCGCAGCCUCAGAGCAGGCGAACCAGUUAAGGAACAGCGAUCUUAAGACCGUGGCUUCAUAACUGCUGUUUCCGGCGAGCCUAAAGGCUCGCGUGGAAACAGGAGCAUCAGGGGCCAUUCAGGCCUUGAUAAAUCGGCCCCUAAGUAAGCCUUUUAUUAUAACAUUAUUGAUAAAAUAUGCCCUGGAUGGAGACACAAUUUACAUCAGCAUAAAAAGCACCCCACCAACUUAAUAUAGUUUUAAUUAAAUAUAUAAAAAGUGCAAUAUACAAUGUGAUUACAAAACAAAUAGAAUGCUGCCACUGUUCCAGUCUCUACUUAUAGAUCCCUUCAAACUCAUGAGCCCUCACUUUAGCUGCAGAAGCUUGAAAUAAAACUCUUGAGAAAGUUUGCACAAAAACGUAGAGGAAUUUGAUGCUACUCAAGAUUCCUCAGGCAAAGUGCAGCCAGGGGUGUUUCUGGGUAAUCUCUUUUUAUAUAUUUAAAUCAAAGACUUUUUAGAUUACUUGUAUUAAAUUUGGAUGCAGGAUUACCAGUGAGUGUUCCUGGAAAAGCUGUGGGAUAGGUCUGUAAACAGAUCUAAAUUAAACUCCAUGGUCUUGUAACUCCUGUCAAUAAUAUGUCCCCACGAGACCACAAAUGAGACAUGAGUGCCUUCAACUCCUGCCCAUACCAGGUCAUCAAUAAAAACCUCAGGCGUGUAGCUGUUAUUACCUAUUUGCCCACCUCUAUGUUCUCAUUAAUUUAGGGUCUUGUUUUCUUACAUUCAUUUUACUGGAGAUGUAGUUGAAAACUAUGCUGUCUAAUUUGAUAAUGGACGUUCAUUGGGGGACUGUUUUUUUUAUUUUGCUUACACAUUGUUUCAUUCUUAUUCUACAUUAAGAACCCACUAUUUUUUAAGAGUGGCUCCUGUGGUCUUUUAUAAAUGAAGUCUACCCCUUUAAAUGUAAGGCAAGUAUACCAUAGCCAUUUCAUGUGCAGAUGAAGUUAAAGGAACAUUAAGCUCAAAAUUAAAUCAAAUUACUUAUUUUCUGCUCUUUUAUGUAACAUAUGACUGGAGUGAAUCUUAAUGGAUUCAUAACUUUGAGCCUACAGCAUUGUAUACAUUGAUUGCUUGAUCAGCACAAGAUCUAAUUUAUAGCUGUCCCUAAUUUUGUGCAAUAUGGGCUAGAUUUAUAAAGCUGAGGCGGACAGGGGCGCAUACCAUUGCACACGAGCGCUAUUCUGCGCUUGCGUUCAAUCCCACAGCCAAUCACGUGCGGGCAGGAGCUGUCAAUCUCCCCGGUCGGACUAGAUUGUGGAGAUUGAAUUUCGCCACCUUAGAGGUGGCGAAAGGUUAGGAAAGCAAUGGUCUGAUGACCGCUGUUUGUUAAAUACAGUGAGCAGGUUCUCUUGUGAGAACCAGCAGCUGUAGGGGCUCAAAGACUGGCGAAAGCCUUUGAUAAAUGGACCCCUAAAGGGGAAAAGGUAAACAUGUUCAAACAGAUUUUCAAGGGGUAUGGCACUGGACUGCAAAGCAUUGCUAGUCUUGCUGAUGAAAUUAUAGUUUUAUAUGAUUUUAAAAUACUUGCUUUGCAUUUAGUAUCAGAUAUAUAUGCUAUUCAUUUAAAAAAAAGGAUUCCAAAUUUGAAAACUAAUGAUACCUUGAUCUUUGCUGGAUGGCUGUCGCCCUGCUAAAGUAUUUUUAUUUUCUUUUGCUGGCAGAUCUAAGCCGUUUAGGACCAGAUUACAAGUUGAGUGCAAAAUUAAGCUUUCGCUAUAUUUGAGCUCCACUCGUAAUACCAGCACAUGCAUUUGUGCGCUGGUAUUUGAAGCGGCCUUUAAUAUUGCAGAAAUAAUUUUCAAGAGAUUUUAAAGACAUUUUUAUAUUCACAUAGUAUAUAUUAGCAAUUAAGCAUUGCCUUGCAGAAAACCCUGUAUAUAAAUUAGACAAUUUUUAAUAGUUUUUAAACAUUAUUUUGUUAUUGAGGAACAUAUACCUUGAAAUGUCUCUUGAUCAUGUUUAUUGUAUCUUUAUCAUAUCUUCUUUGCUGCAACCAAUUAGGGACAUAUAUAAAUGACCAUUAUGCAUCGUUCAAGCAAUCACUGUAAAACAAGUCCCAGGAAAAAACAAGCAAAUAUUAUAAAGGGACAUUAAACACAUUGUAAUUGUAAUAUAAAAUAUUAAUUAUGAGUAGUAAAUCAACUUUGUAAUAUACUUUAAUUAUUCAUUUUAACACCUCUCUGUCUUCCUGUAUUAUAACUCUAUGGCCCCUAUUUAAUAAAGGUCUGUCGGACCUGAUCCGACAGUGCGGAUCAGGUCCGACAGACCUCACUGAAUGCGGAGAGCAAUACGCUCUCUGUAAUCAGCAUUGCAGCAGCAGCUCUUGUGUACUGCUGGUGCAAUGCCGUCCCCUGCAGAUUCGCGGCCAAUCGGCCGCUAGCAGGGGGUGUCAAUCAACCUUUAGAGCAGGCGGACAGGUCAUGGAGCAACGGUCUUUAGACCCUCAAACUUCUUCCGGAGUUUGAUAAAUGGGCCCCUAUAAAUUAAGGGUUUUCCACAUCUGAGGAUUGUAAGUGUGCACUGUAUACAUCAUUCACCUUACCCUACUACAUAGUUGUGCCUUAUUCUCUGCAACAGAGAAAAUUAAUAUUAUAACAAUACCGAUGAUUUUACUAACAAAAUGACAGUGGUCAGAUGUGUCUACUCCUAAAAAUUCAUAAUCAGCUGCUCCAAAUAUUGGUUGAAGUUUGGCAGCUGAAAAACCACUGCAGCAAACAAGGUGUUAAUACAUAAAAAAAAAACCAUACUUGCCUAGUAUGUUAAUUAAUUGUAUGAUAGCAGAACAAUAUUGUAAUUACAAGGUAUGUCUCUUAAAUAAAGCAUAUUACAUGUUUUUCUAUUCAUGAUUAAACAUUGUUUAGCAAGUUGUAUUUAAUUUCGUUUAAGGGUUAAUCUUCAUGAAGCUGAACAAAAUCUGUUGUGUUUAGAUUGUGUUUAGCUGUUGUAUUUGGAAUUUUCUAUUGACACUAAUGAAUGUUAUCCCUGUGACACAUUUAUACUUCAUAUUGUAGAGAGAUGACUUUACACUGCACUAUGUGCAGAAGUUAAAGAAGAGAAAUGUAGCUGAGAUAAUUGUUUACCUAUAGUGUAUGAAGGAUUUAAUGCUAUCGGAACUCUGUUCUUGAAUGUAUUUUUGUUUUAUUAUUAUUUUCUGAAUGUAUUUUGCAUAAAAUAAACAUAUUUUAAUAAA